GCCACCCCUUCCAAAACCCACCCCCACUCGACCCGACCCCUAAAUUAAAGACAAAAACCUCCCUUCUUUAUAAACCUCCAUUCACAUCAUCCACACAAACACCACCACCAUGAACAAAUCCGCCAUGGGAGACCUGUUAGCUCAGUUAGGUUCAGUUCUCGCUAGUGUCAUGUUCGUUUGGGCAAUCAUCCAACAAUACUUCCCAUACAACAUCCGUAACUUCUUCGACAAAUACUCUCAAAGAUUCCUCACUUUCUUCUACCCUUACAUCCAAAUCACCUUCAACGAAUUCACCGGAGAACGAUUCAAACGCAGUGAAGCUUAUUCCGCCAUCGAAACCUACCUCGGCACCACCUCCUCCAUGCAAGCUAAGCGUUUCAAAGCCGAUAUCAUCAAGAACAACACACAACCACUAGCGUUAUCCAUGGACGACCAUGAAGAAGUUGCAGACGAAUUUAAUGGCGUCAAGGUUUACUGGGCUUCUGGGAAGAACAUACUCAAAUCACAAUCAUUUUCUUUCUACCCAAACACAGAUGAAAAGCGAUACUACAAACUUACCUUCCAUAAACGACAUCGGGAGCUUAUAUUCGGGCCUUAUUUGAAUCAUGUUCUUAAAGAAGGUCGUGAAAUCAAAGUGAAAAACAGACUCAGAAAGCUUUACACCAACAACGGAUCGCAAUGGAGUCAUGUUGUUUUUGAACAUCCAGCUUCGUUUCAAACUCUAGCAAUGGAUCCUGUGAAAAAGCAAGAAAUUGUUGAUGAUUUAACAACUUUUAGCAACGCAGAAGAGUUUUAUAAUCGAAUCGGUCGAGCUUGGAAACGUGGGUAUCUUCUUUAUGGUCCGCCGGGAACCGGAAAAUCCACCAUGAUCGCCGCCAUGGCCAAUUUCUUAUGCUAUGAUAUAUAUGAUCUUGAAUUGACUGCUGUAAAAGAUAACACAGAGCUCAGAAGAUUAUUGAUCGAGACUUCGAGUAAAUCGAUUAUUGUGAUUGAAGAUAUCGAUUGUUCAAUGGAUCUCACCGGACAACGGAAGAAGGAUAAAGAAGAGCCAGAAGAGAGUGAUCCGGCGAAGAAACCAGUGAAACCGCCGGAGAAUGAGUCAAAGGCGAGUAAAGUCACUCUUUCUGGUUUGUUAAACUUCGUCGACGGUUUAUGGUCAGCGUGCGGCGGCGAUCGGUUGAUAGUUUUUACAACUAAUCAUGUUGAAAAGCUCGAUCCUGCACUAAUCAGAAGAGGUCGAAUGGAUAAACAUAUUGAAUUAUCGUAUUGUGGGUUUGAAGCUUUUAGGGUUUUGGCGAGAAACUAUCUUUAUCUUGAAACACAUGAUCUGUUUGAAAAGAUUCGUGGGUUAUUGGAAGAAACCCAGAUGACUCCGGCAGACGUCGCCGAGAAUCUGAUGCCGAAGACCAGUCCGGCGGAUGUAGAAGGGUGUUUGAGGAGCUUGAUCGAAGCUCUGGAGAACACGAAAGAGGAAAAAAGGAUCGAGGAAGAAGAGAAAAGAAAAAAAGAGUCGGCGGCGGCGGUGACGGCGGCCGCGGAGGAGAAAGAUGAAAUCAAGGUAGCAAAACUAGUUGAAAAUGGUUCAAAUGGAAGCAUAUGAUUGAAUCAUAACAGUUUGAGAAGAUCGGCGCCGGCGAGGCGCAUGGUCUCCGGCGAAUUUUGGGAAGACUUUGCCGACAAAAUGGAAGAUGACAUUUGGAUAAGUUCAAUGGUAAAUUGCCGGUCAUUAUUUGGGUCAAAGGACACUUUUGGUCCCUACGCUUUAUUUAUGACGAUAAUAGCCCUUGUAAUUGUAUUUCAAGUUCCCAUGUAAUGGGAGUGCAUGUAGUUUAUGCCUUUAUGGAAUGAAAGUAAAUAGCCAAAAAAAAAAAAUGAAAAAAAUUCCUACA
Lactuca sativa (garden lettuce) is the source of this 1889-nucleotide messenger RNA. Its product is annotated as AAA-ATPase ASD, mitochondrial. Gene Ontology annotation, molecular function: ATP hydrolysis activity; ATP binding. The record is from RefSeq and is a predicted model, not a curated record. Lineage: Eukaryota; Viridiplantae; Streptophyta; Magnoliopsida; Asterales; Asteraceae.